Messenger RNA from Penaeus chinensis, 2498 nucleotides. RefSeq lists its product as uncharacterized. The coding region runs from base 62 to 2308 and encodes 748 amino acids. NCBI's taxonomy places the organism in Eukaryota, Metazoa, Arthropoda, Malacostraca, Decapoda, Penaeidae. The transcript has 2 exons. The record is from RefSeq and is a predicted model, not a curated record.
AGUGGCUCAUAAAAACCUUGCAGCUGGCAGGCUCUGUCGAACGAAGGAGACUCAAACUACCAUGGCAGGUCACGUAAAGAAAAGGAAUCAACUCAAAGAUGGAGAAGCUGCAUAUCUCAUCCACCAAAAUUCCAACACAUGCUUGAGCGUCACCGAGGGAUCAAGCCCUGACGACGCAGUGGUGUCGAUGGCUAAAUGUGCCAACAUUCAGAGUCAACAAUGGAUCAAAUCUAGUGGCCAGUGGCUGUGGGGAGAAAAUACAGCUUACUGCUUAGUUCCUGUUGAUGGGAGAAACAAUGUAGGUCUUGGUGAUGCUAAAUCUUCCACAAUUUCAUGGGUCUAUGAUGAGGAUGAGAGGAUACGUCUGGGUUCAGAUGCUCUGGAGGUCCCAUGGAAAGAACCAAGGACGAAAGUUGUACUGAAUCCCCAAAAUGAUAAUUUAAGCCAAAAAUGGUGGCUCGAAGCUGUGAACUCAGAACCAGAAUUCCUCAUCAACCAAAGCAGCAAUACGUGUGUUGGUGUACGCAGUGGUUCAAAACCAAGUGAUGCUGUUGUAGGAAUGAUGCAAAACAGUGGAGACAAAGAGCAAAUGUGGUUUACUGUUGGUAAUUCGUGGCAGUGGGGAGGGAACCGUGCCUACUGUCUCGCUCCCGACUACAACACACGGUCUGUCAAGCUAGAGGACACUGCUAGUUCUACAGCAUCCUGGUACACGGAUGAUGCAGAGAGGUUUAGGAUUGGCUCAGAUGCUCUGGACGUGCCUCGUCCAGAACCUAGAACGACAGUAAUUUUGUAUUACCCUAAUGAUGGACUUAACCAAAAAUGGUGGAAGUUUUCUGAUUUAAAGGCAGGCCUAGAAGAAGCUAAGCCGGCUGUCUACCCAUUCCCUGGUAGUUAUGAGAUGAUAUACGAACAGGAAUUAACUCGUGGACUCUUAAAUGAGCUGGGUUCAAAGUCAGAGCCUCUUCUCUAUCCUCGAGAUGUGGCUACGUUUCCUGGUACAAUUGACGCUAGCACGCCAAGAAUCACAAGGAAGGUGACUCUAGAUCUGUCUGUUCUUGGGCAAGUCAAAGAUUUCCGAAUGACAGUUCCCAAGGACUGGCAGCUCACUGACCUGUACCUAGCAGAGGGAGACGUUUGUCAGGUUAUUCUACCUGAGACUUUAUCAGAGGCACAAGCACUGCAGAUCACUGUCCGCAUUGGUGCACACACUGACUGGCUUCAACCUAAUUCACCAAAUGUUUCUAAUAAAUACUUCAGGCGCAUGCCCAAAGUGUCUGAGGUUUUCGAUGUCAAGCCAGGAGUGAAUGAGAUCAGAAGUCAGUAUGGAGGUAACCUCAUAUUUGUGUUCAGUGAAGGGGAGCUUUUCACAGUUGAUGUUGAUAUUACGAAAGUGGUCGAGGCGCCAUACUAUCGAUAUGGACAGACAUCGAAUGCAGAAUGGGAGACUAUCAAAAUGAGAGAUGCUCCCCAAACUCUGAUGGAAUCAGAUAAAUGUGUGGUUGUUAUUGCCACAACAGAUGCAAGAGGAAUAACCAGUCCUGACGAAUUGAUGUCUCGUUAUGAUGAAAUUGUGGAGAUGCUAAAUUACGCUGCAGGUUUUGAUGAGUCUGAAGUUCCACCACGUGGGAAACAGUGGCUGGUGAAUGAUGCUCAGAUCACAGCUGGAUCAGCCCACGCCGGAUUCCCGGCUAUGUUUUGGCGUCUGUACUAUAAUAUAGCAGAAGAUAUUACCCCCUAUAGUUGGCUAAGUUGGCAUGAACUUGGCCACAACUACCAACAAAGACCAUACUGGGCAGGAGUUUAUGGUGUUGAAUCUACAGUGAACUUAUUUUCAUUGUACAUUCAGGAGAAGCUGUUCAAUAGUGACAGAUUGGAAGAGCAGAACAGUUACGUCACAGCAGCCGAUAAAGUGGACAAUGGAAUGACCUUUGACGAAGGAGACUUGUGGGAUCAGCUGGUGUUCCUGAUGGAGAUCAAGCAUGCCUUCCUAUUGGGGUGGGAAAUGUUCCGUCAGCUAAAUCGCACAACUCGAGCUCUUUCUGACGACGAGGCCAAAUAUCUGACAGAAGAUCGCCAGCGGCAGAUCGACCAUGUGUACAAGAACCUAAGCAAGAGUGUGGGCUACGACCUGGUCCUUACCUACGAUCGCUGGGGUCUAAGCCUAAGCCAGGAAGCCAAGGAUGAAAUUGAACAACUGGGUCUGGAGAAGGCGCCGGGAGACCUCUCUCACCGACCUGCCAAAAAGCCUUCUCAUGUAACAGAUGUGUCUGAUGCUCGUAUUUAUACACCAUGUGUCACUCCUUGACAUAUAUGACUAGAAUAUUUUGGCAUACAGAAAUCAAUAUACAUACAAAAAUCAGAUGUAGACAUAAAUUAAUCUUGUUGAUUCACGGAACCUAUAGUAUGUACCAAAAUUCUGCCAAUAGCUUCAAAAUAACAAUGCCUGUUAUUUGAUUAUAUUAUUUUACUCUUCUUCAUAAAUGAUUCACACACAU